AUGAAUAAAAAUAAAGAAUCUGGAAAACAAGUUUAAAAUAACAAAGUAAAUGAUUCUAAUUCAAAUAAAAAUAAAGAAUUAUAAAAGCUUGUUUAAAAUAAUAAGCAUUUUGAAUUUUUAUCAAGUGGAAAAAUUAAAUGCAUUUUAACUCAUCAUGAAAUCCUACCAACUUUACAAGAAUUUAACAAUUAUCUUAAUGGUAGAAGCUAUAAGAAUGCAUUAGAAAAUGAUAUUGAAUUUACAUAAUUUGAACCAUAUAUUGUCUAGCAUAAAACUGAUAAGUAAUAUUAAUUCAUAAAAAUUUAGAAAUAAAUUAUAUUGUAAUUUGACCAGAUAAAAUAUUAGUAAAAAGAAAUCUGUUGUUCUCAAACAUGUAAAUGGAAAGAGAUACAAAUAUUAUUUAUCCAGUAAUUCAAUUAUAUCUAUAAAUUCUUAGAGUACUUAGAGGAAUAAGCUAAAGAAGAACAAUAAAAUUAACGAGAUAAUUAAGAAGAUGAAGAUGACAUUUAAAAUGAAUUAGAAGAAUUGAAUAACUUAAUAAAUGAGGAAGUGGAGGAAGAAUAGCCAUAGAAAUAAAAAAGUGGCAUUCUAAAGGGAGGAAAGAAAAUAAAUAAAAAGAAAGUUAAACCAUAAUAAGAAGAAUAAAUAGAAAUUGAAUAAACAGUAUAAACUAAAUAGAAGAAACAAUAGUAAGAUGGAAAAUUAUAGAAAAAGUUAAAAAAUAAAUAAUAAAAAGCAUAAGUAGAAUGAA
Messenger RNA from Paramecium pentaurelia, 751 nucleotides. The record is from the annotation of a GenBank genome assembly. Lineage: Eukaryota; Ciliophora; Oligohymenophorea; Peniculida; Parameciidae.